Messenger RNA from Camelina sativa (false flax), 387 nucleotides. RefSeq names its product defensin-like protein 222. Lineage: Eukaryota; Viridiplantae; Streptophyta; Magnoliopsida; Brassicales; Brassicaceae. The record is from RefSeq and is a predicted model, not a curated record.
AUUGGCAAAAGAAAUUUAAUUCUUUUUUCUUGAAAUAUUAUCAAAUUCGCUAAAAUAGAAUGAAGACAAUUGUCAGUUUCUUAACUCUUCUAGUUCUUGUUUUAUCAUGUGCGUCAAUUAUCAAGGCAAAAUCUUAUUUGGAAGAGAACGCUCAUUCUUUCUAUUCAGCAAAAAGCCCCCAAAUUAACUUUAAAAUAGAUGAAUUUCCACCUGAUGAACAUCUUGGAGUUUCGGCUUCUAAAAGUUUAACUGGUUUCUGUCAAGAAUGUGUAUAUCAUUGUUUGAGAAGAAAACGGGUUAUUGGUGAAUGUCAACGUUUUGUUUGUCAUUGCUCUAGACAAGAAAUUGGUGUUGGAUUGUAAGUUUUUUUUCUUACAAAUAUUUAUA